ACUAGAUGUGGCCAUCUAUCCAAUAAGUUGGAAAGUGUUGCCAAGCUCCAGGACCAAGUGUAUUCGAUUGCGAAACGCUUUGGGGAGAUACUUGGCCCCCAGACGUUGGCGUUGUUUGCCGAAUUCUAUGUGACUUCGGUAUCAUUUGGCUACCUGAUAUAUUCUACGUUUAAAUAUGGCGCACAGGCCUUCACUUAUAACCAUGCUAAUUUUUUUGUUGGCUGCAGCUGGUCCUUCUUUUACUAUCUGAAUGUAUUUCUCAAUAUAAUUAUCCUGAUGUAUACCCUUGAUGAUGACAAGAAACUGAAUGGUCUAUUGCGGAAGAACACAUUGCUUGCUUCUCGAUUGGAUGUUUGCCUCGAAAGAUCGUUUGAGAGCUUUCAGCUGCAACUGGUUCGAAACCCUGUAAAAGUGAAUGUGAUGGGAAUGUUUUCUAUCACACGGAGCUCUGUAGCUGCUAUGCUCGGCUCCAUUUUAAUGUACACAAUAUUACUUAUUCAAUGUGAUCUUGAACACUAUUGAUAUUGUCCAAUUUCCUGUA
Molecule: messenger RNA, 541 nt
Organism: Drosophila biarmipes
Lineage: Eukaryota; Metazoa; Arthropoda; Insecta; Diptera; Drosophilidae
Product: putative gustatory receptor 36b
Exons: 2
Coding region: 277-522 (81 amino acids)
Biological process (GO): sensory perception of taste
Cellular component (GO): membrane
Source: RefSeq, a predicted model, not a curated record